This is a messenger RNA of Mytilus californianus (California mussel), 1284 nucleotides long. Its product is annotated as galactoside 2-alpha-L-fucosyltransferase SEC1-like. Lineage: Eukaryota; Metazoa; Mollusca; Bivalvia; Mytilida; Mytilidae. The coding region runs from base 180 to 1241 and encodes 353 amino acids. Gene Ontology annotation, molecular function: galactoside 2-alpha-L-fucosyltransferase activity. Gene Ontology annotation, cellular component: membrane. The transcript is spliced from 2 exons. Gene Ontology annotation, biological process: carbohydrate metabolic process. The record is from RefSeq and is a predicted model, not a curated record.
UUAUUUAUUUACAUGGUUGAUUGCACUUUUUACCUGUGGUCGUUUAGAUUGAAAUCAACACGAAUAGAAUGGAAACAACACGAGAAACAUUGGAAUAAAUCAAUAAUAUUGUAUCAUGGCGUAUUUCAUUUUAAAAUCUAGGCCGUGACAUUAAACCUGCAUUUACCUACCCGUAACUUAUGAUGAUAGCUGACACAAUCACAAUGGCGGGUAAUAACGAUUUCGGAAGAUUUGUAAUAUUGAGUUUGACCUUUGGAUGCUGUUCUAUUUUGUUUUACGUCUACACACAACAGGAUUUAAUCCACAAAUUUGCAAAAAACUACUUAGUCACGAUAAAACAUUCUUCAAACGAAGCACAGUUAACAGGAAUAAACAAUUAUACGAUUUCUGUAAAGCCGUUAGAAUUACAAAGUACAAAACCGAUCAAUAAUUAUGUAACUAUGAAUUUUAAAGGUCGUCUAGGAAACGAAAUUUUUGAAUAUGCAUCAUUGUAUGGUAUAGCUAAACAUAAUCAGAUGAUACCUGUUGUUGACGAUAAAUUUCACCUAAGGAGAGUUUUUAAGAUAUCUAUCACUUCAGUAAAACCAUUGGCAAAUAUAAAACGCUUCCACGAGGCGAAAGCAUGUGCAUUUGACGAAAAGGCUUUCGUCUUGGACAAGAACUAUAAUUGGACACUUUCAGUAUACCUUCAAAGUUGGAAAUAUUUUAUUGAUUAUAGUAAUGAUUUAAGAAAAGAAUUUCGUUUUCAAGACUCUAUACAGACUCAAGCGGUACAAAAGUUUAAUGACAUUGUGAAAGCUAGAAAUAUAACAGACAAAUACAAAUUAACAUAUAUAGCUGUUCACGUUCGUCGAGGAGAUAUGAUGAAUAAUCGAGCUAAUGUCAAUUUAGGGUAUACAAUCGCAGACAUAAGUUACGUUAAAAAUGCAAUGUCAUGGUUCCAGGAAAAGUAUUCCAGUGCCUUUUUCAUUUUUGCCUCAGAUGACAUAGCUUGGUGUAAAGCUAAUUUCAAUAAAACAAACACAGCAUUUAUAACUCAAAGACAUUCUCCAGAGGUUGACAUGGCAAUACUUUCACAGUGCAAUCAUUCAAUAAUUACAACUGGAACUUAUGGUUGGUGGUCAGCAUGGUUAAGUGGCGGUCAAACCAUCUAUUAUAAAAAUUUUCCAAGAAACGGAUCAGGACUCGCAAGAUUGUUUGAUUCAAAAACAUAUUUCCCACCAAACUGGAUAGCUAUGUAACAUUUAUUAUAUAUUAAACUAAGCAUUGUUGUUUGUUGAAUAA